AUGGCGCGGCCCUCGCGGGGUGGCGGCAGCGGAGGCAGGCGCAGCAGGACGUAUUGGAUGCGCAGCUGCGGUGGAUGGAACUGGGACUGGCGCACCACGUGCCUUGUCUGUGCGUACGCGGCCCCGCCCUGGGCGUUGGAUGCUGCAGCCAAGGCCAAGCCCCAGGCGGACAAGGACGGCUGGGUGGAUCAGCCGCGCGGGCGCCGUGCCCAGCGGCAGGCCCGCAGUGCGACAACGAGUGCGGCAACCUCCAAGUCGCAGACCUCGGCGUCGGGCGCCAGUGGUACGCCCAGCGGCAGCGGCGCCACGGCGAUCGAGAGGCUGCAAGUGGCGGUCGAGCAGCUGGAGGCGCUGCAGGCGCAGCCGCCCGACGGAGUCGACUGCUGCUUCACCGACGUCGUCGCCAGCCAGCUGGAGGCCAAGCGCGCCGAGCUGGCAGAGGCCCAGCGGGCCGCAGCGGAGCAGCAGGCGUCCUCCAUGCCGCUCAAGGCGGAGAAGCGCCUCCGUGCAGCGCGCCAGAGCCUGGAGCAGAAGCAAGAGCUGGACAAGCUGCCCGAGGCAUGGGGCUCCUGCAACUUCGAGGUGGCGUGGGCGGCCAUUCGCUCCCAGGUGGAGGCAGUGCGUGCGCAGCUUGCCGAGGCCCCUGUCGCCCCGAGGAGAGCGCCCUGGGCGGAGUCGCGCCCCGUGGACGAGAUCAGCAGCGAGGACGGCGACCGCGCAGGAGGCUGCAGGCACUGGCAGCCGCAGUGCGCCGCGGAGGUCGCCCAGGCGUGCAAGCGGGAGCUGGCGGCCGAGGCCCCACCGGCGCCAGGCCAAGCUGCGACGGCAGCUCAGGAUGUCCGCAGCGGGCUGGAGGAGUUCGGGGUCAACGGCAACGCAUGGAGGUGGAGCCUGGAGGGGGCCGAGGCCUCGGGCCCGCGCAGCGGGGACCCGCCGCGCCUUGUAGUGCACCAGGAGACCCGUUUGGCUCCGCACCGCCUGGAGGAGGCCAGAGGAGAAGCGCGGCGCAUGGGCUCUAUGGCGUUCCUCCACGCGUCGGCGCCCACGGACAAGGAGGGCCCGCUGGCGAGCUCAGGCGGCGUCGCAGGCUGGAGGCAGGGCUGGAGAGGAGUCACAGUACCCGCUGUGUCAGACCUGCAGCUGCUGGCAUGCUCGCUGUACCUCCGUGGCGCCCUGAGGCCUAUAGGCUUCAACCUCGACAGCUUCACUGCCUUCGGCGACUCGGUGCUCUACCAGAGACCGCGGUUCAUUCCCGUCGUCCAGCACCAACGGGACAGGCCGCUGGGUGUGGCCCGCAACGUCGACGGCGACAUCGCGCUGCAGGCCGUGGGCACGGAGCAGCUGGUGGCCGCGUGGUUAGGCGGAGCAGGGCUGGGAGUGGCAUGCCGCCUCCGUGGUCAGCACCUGCCCCUCAGUGCUGCCAAGACGACCUUCCUCGCUCCGAGCCCCAGCCUAGGUUGCCAGCUCGGGGCGUGCGGGAAGUCGCAAGGCGGGACCCUCUGCGAGACCUUGCAAGCCAGGAACCUCGGCUCGGACCCCGCCAGCGCGAAGCUGGACCCGAUCCACAAGGCUGGGCCCGCGGCCAGCGGGAUGAGCGGGCGCACGGUCACGGGCAACGCGGACGGCGAGCUGCACAGUUGGCGGUUGGCGGCCAGUCGCAGCGCAAGAGAGCUCCCCAUAGGCGCAGAGCGAGGGCUGCGCAUGCGAUAUGCCGAGCUCAGGAGGAGGCGUUACCUGGACCCAGUCCAGAUGAAGGCAGGCCUGCUGCAGGAAGGCGAGCUGCCACCGAUGGUGAUGGAGCGGGGGCUGGAGGCGGCCAGGCACGCCACAAUUGACGGGCCAUGGAGGCGUUGCGCCUCCCCCUUCGACGCGGAGAUGCUGACCCGUGCGAGGAUCGGCUGGCACUUCAAGUCCGAGCGGCGCAUGAUCGCGGACAUCGGCGACGAGCUCGACCUCAGGCACCUCGGGCCUCAGGAGCUGGGAUGGGAGGCUGGCCCAGGCGCUCGUAGUGCGUCCUUUCGUCACGAGACGCGGAUGCUCAGCCACGGCGCCUGCCUGCUGAGGGCCCGCAUCUUCAGCCCGCACUGGGCGCAGGCCAGGCUCCUCGAUGCGCGGGAACAGGGGCAAGCACGCUGCUGCGGAGCAGAGAGAGGCACCUUGAGGCACCGCCAGCACGGCGGCCCUGGGCACGAGGCCAAGCGACACGACAGAGACCGCGGGCUGCCUGCGCAUUGGCCACCGCAGGGUCGCCGCGCCGACGCCAUGGGGUCGCGUUGUGUCCGCAGGCCAUCCGAUGAGAAGCUCUACGGCAAGCUGUACCUCGACGGCGCGACGCUUGAGCCGCUGUUCGGCGCCUGGCGUUGCGAGGGCGGAGCCACAGCGCACCGCGACGGCGACGGCAACCUGGCGGCAGAGGUCUACGGCGCAGUCGGGAGCGACCGCUGCCCGCAGCGGACGGCCAAGGACGGCGAGGACUUAGCGGCCUGGAUGUUCGCCACCCUCGCAAGGCCAGCGGUGGAGGAGGUCAACAUCGACUGUCCGAGGCAUGCGGUACUCGACGGGUGCCUGACCGAGGCCCAGAGGCGCGGCAACGAGCACGCGUGUCGCCGUGCCGUGAGGAGGGCCCAGACGCAUGCAGGGGACAAGCGGACCGUUGGCGUGCACCAGGCGCAGGCAGGGUUCGUGCAGGAACUCGGGCGCUGGAUCAGGUGGGCCGUCUUCCUCGGGCAAGGCAUCGAGGCCAGGGACGGCGAAGGGCUCCCUCCUGCUGCCGAGCGGCGCCAGGCGCGUUUCGCUGACGCCGAGAGGCAACAGCUAGGCAGCCCUUUUUCGGCCAGUGCAGUAGCCUUCAGCAUCCUGGGACAUGCCCUGCCCCACGCCUGCGCUGGAGAAGGUGGGGACACACAGGAGCUCGCGGCGUGCUCCAAGCGUGGCGCCUACACGACGCUGGGCGGCCGCUCAGGGGGAAAGCCUCGCCUCAGGGAGCGGUGCCCAUGCGACAAGGCCGACAAGGGCGGCAGGAACCAGCGCAGCCUGUGGCUACGAGGACUCCAUCCUGGAGGCAGGAGGCAGGAGGGGUCACGAGCUGCCAGGCACAGAGUGAAAGGAAAGGGCAUCCCUACGCUGCGCUCGCGGGGUCCAGUGCCAGAGCACGCGCAGGAGCGGCACCUGGAGUGGCUCGGCACUGCAGCGGAGCCAGCUGCAGACCCCUCGGCCACGGCGGGCAGUUCAGGCAGCGCCCCAGCGGCAGCUGCUAAGCCGCGAGUGGCUGCGGACCCAGGAGGAGGCCCCGCGGGGGCGGCCGUCGCGGCGGCCGCCGCCAGCCUGCCCAAGCGGCGCCCUGCUGCAGCGAGAGAGGAGAGCCUCGGCGAGCUCGGGGUCGUCGAUGAGGAGCUCGCCGCCGCGGUUGGCCCUGCGGGCGGAGCCCUGGAGGGCCGCAGGGUACGCCGCCGCGUG
Molecule: messenger RNA, 3456 nt
Organism: Prorocentrum cordatum
Lineage: Eukaryota; Dinophyceae; Prorocentrales; Prorocentraceae
Source: the annotation of a GenBank genome assembly